Messenger RNA from Rotaria sp. Silwood1, 1263 nucleotides. The record is from the annotation of a GenBank genome assembly. Lineage: Eukaryota; Metazoa; Rotifera; Eurotatoria; Philodinida; Philodinidae.
AUGAAUUUUGUAUCAAAACUACAAGAGAAGGCAUUAGGUGAAGCACCAACAUCAGUACCAACACAACCUCGCUAUGAUGAAUCACGUAAACAACAUGCUAUUGUAUGGCGUGGUAUACGACAUGUUGAAUAUGUCGAAAAACCAAUGCCACUAAUAUCGGAUCCACGUGAUAUUCUUCUCAAAAUAACAGCUACUACGAUUUGUGGAUCUGAUCUACAUCUUUAUAAUAAUACUAUUAUAGAUAUGCAUGAUGGUGAUAUAAUUGGUCAUGAAUUUAUGGGUAUUAUUCAAGAAAUAGGUGAUCAAGUACAAAAAUUACAUGUUGGUCAACGAGUUGUUGUUGCUUUUGAUAUUGCAUGUGGUUCAUGUGAUUUUUGCAAGCGUGAAGAAUAUUCAUGUUGUGAUACUACGAAUCCAUCAAGAUUAAUGGAACAAAUGUAUGGUCAAAAGACGGCAGCUUUUUAUGGUUAUUCACACUUAACAGGUGGUGUACCUGGUGGACAAGCAGAAUAUGUACGAGUACCAUUUGCAGAUGUUAAUUGUCUACCAAUUCCAGAUGAUGUACCAGAUAAUAAAGCACUUUAUCUAUCAGACAUCAUUCCUACAGCAUAUCAUGGUUGUGAAAUUGGAAAUGUAAAGAAAGAUUCUGUCGUAGCCAUAUGGGGUCUUGGACCAAUUGGAUUGCUUGAAGCACGUUGGUGUCAAAUUUUAGGUGCUAAACGUAUCAUUGGUAUUGAUUGUGUUCCUGAAAGACUUGAUAUUGCUAGUAAACAUCUUGGUAUUGAAACAAUUAAUUUCAAAGAAUAUGAUACAACAAAAAAACUUCUUGAAAUGGUUCCUGGUGGUGUUGAUUGUUCAUUAGAAGCAGCUGGUUUCGAUUAUGCUAAAUCACUUUUACAUAAGAUUGAACGUUUUCUUAAUAUGGAAACAGAUGCUGGUGAUAUUCUUAAAGAAAUGAUAAUUUGUACACGAAAAGCAGGUACAAUAUCACUUAUUGGUGUUUAUAAUAAUACAGUAAAUCAUUUUCCUAUUGGACCAAUGAUGGAAAAACAUUUAAUUGUUACUGGUGGUCAAUCAUUUACACAAAAACAUUGGAAAAUGUGUCUAGAAAAAAUUCGUUCAGGUGAAAUGGAUCCAACAUUUGUUGUUUCACAUCAUAUUACAUUAAGUCAAGCACCUGAUUAUUAUAAACAAUUCGAUAAUAAAGCUCAUGGAGCAUUAAAAUGUUUUAUUAGACCAGAUAAUGUUAUAGAAGGAAAAUAA